Macrosteles quadrilineatus (aster leafhopper) is the source of this 1686-nucleotide messenger RNA. RefSeq names its product dynein axonemal heavy chain 6-like. Gene Ontology annotation, molecular function: dynein intermediate chain binding; minus-end-directed microtubule motor activity; dynein light intermediate chain binding. The record is from RefSeq and is a predicted model, not a curated record. Lineage: Eukaryota; Metazoa; Arthropoda; Insecta; Hemiptera; Cicadellidae. Gene Ontology annotation, biological process: microtubule-based movement. The coding region runs from base 1 to 1686 and encodes 561 amino acids. Gene Ontology annotation, cellular component: dynein complex. The transcript is spliced from 10 exons.
AUGUGCCAUUUGAUUCAAUGCCCAGCGACAAAUCUUGGUCACCAGUGGUUACUCGUCUGGUCACGGGGCAGAGUCACCGGUCAGUCACCAAAGGCUGGUGACGCAACCGGUGACCCUAGUGUAAUAGGCGCCAUAAGAACCAGUGCCCAACAACUAGUCUGGUCACCGCAAAGCUGGCUUGUAGACAUUGAGACAAAUCCAGAGCUUGCGCAAGCAACCUUGGGCCAACUUUUUGAACAGCUGUCAGAGUGUCUGAAAAAAGCUGCAAACUUCAAAGAGAACCAGAAGAAAUUCAAGGUGGAGGUGACCAGGUUUGACAUCCUAGACGAGGUAGUGGCAGACGUCAAGUUGCGACAGUUGUUGUGGGAGAGUGUAGAGGCUUGGGAGAGAUACUCGGACGACUGGUUCCACAACGACUUCUCAACACUGUCUCCCGAGGACCUGGGCCAGACGACGGCGAGAUUCAUCAAGUAUGUGGUGCAGUUUGAAAAAGGCCUUCCGGAGAAUUUCAUCGUUCCCAAACUGAGAGAGAAAGUGGAGCGGAUGAAAGACAAGCUGCAAGUGAUCACUACAUUGAGGAACCCAUGCUUGAAAGCAAGACACUGGAUGGCGAUUGAACACGUGCUCAAUACAAAGUUCUCUCCUGAAGUCACCAUAACUCUGGAGAUGCUGGAGAAGCUAGGUGUGUUUGCGGUUCCCAAUGAGCUGCAAGAUAUAUCCGGUCAGGCCAGCUCAGAAGCUAGUCUGGAGGCACUUUUAUUCAAGGUGGAGGAGGCGUGGAGAGCCUUGGAGUUGGUAGUGCUGCCUCACAAGGAGGCCAAGGACGUGUACAUCCUGGGCAGUACAGAGGAGGUGCAGACGACGCUGGACGAGAGUAACAUCAACAUAAACACCAUUGCCAGCUCUCGUCAUGUGGGCCCCAUCAAGCCUAGGGUGGACGACUGGAUCAAGCAGCUUGACCUGUUCGCCAAGACCUUGGAUGCGUGGUCAGAAUGCCAGACCAACUGGUUGUACUUGGAAUCGAUAUUCUCAGCACCUGAUAUUCAGAGGCAGUUACCAAUAGAGUCAAAGAUGUUCUUACAAGUCGACAAGUCUUGGAAGGAGAUUAUGAGGCGUACAGCCAAGAAUCCACUUGCUUUAUCAGCUUGCACUCAUCCUGGCUUGUUAGAAACAUUUCAGAACAACAAUAAUUUGCUGGAUCAAAUUUUGAAAUGUUUGGAGGCGUAUUUGGAAACCAAGAGAGUCGCUUUUCCAAGGUUCUAUUUCUUGUCUAAUGAGGAACUUCUUGAAAUUUUGGCUCAGACCCGCAACCCACAUGCAGUGCAGCCUCAUCUGCGUAAGUGUUUUGAUGCUAUCUCGAAGCUGCAGUUUGGUACGAAGCAGGUGCUGCCAGAAGGGGCUGUGGAGGGAGACGAAAAUGUAGAGCUAGAAACUGUUCUUACCACUGAUAUUGUGGCCAUGAUAUCUCCUGAGAACGAAGUUGUUUCUUUGGGCAAGGGACUCAGAGCUCGAGGAAAUGUCGAGGACUGGCUUGGUAAAGUGGAGGAGGCGAUGUUUUUGUGUUUGCGGAGGGAAAUGAGAGAAGCGCUCGUAGAUUACAACAAACGACCUCGCACUGAAUGGGUUCUGUACCAUCCGUGUCAACCAACCAUGGCCUUCAAGGAGGUCUUCAAACAAUGUCAAUGA